AUGAGUUUCCUUGAGACACACACACACACACACACACACACACACACACACUCUUCCUGUCUGACUAAAGGAAGGGGGGAGUGCGCCACCCUCCUACUCUCCAAUCCUCUGUUUCUCAGACAGACAGAUAAGCUCAGAAAGCUUGUAGAGUCAGUUUAAAGGGAUUGGACGGCGAAGCGGAACCCAUGUCCUGUCACUGUGCAGAUCCAGUCCGCUGCUUGGGGCCAGCCGUAGUCAUAGUGUGCACUAUUGUGUGCGGCUGAAGGAGAAGAAGGGAAAAAAAGGGGGAAAGAAAGACCAGGCCCUUUGUGUGGUGGAGGGACUCACCAGGAGAGAGGUUUUCUCAUUACUUUAGCUUUGCCAGCAAGGCAAGGCAAGGCAAGACUCUACCACUGACACACACAUACACACCGAACACACACACAACGAACACACACACACACACACACACACACACACACACACACACACACACACACACACACACACACACACACACACACACACACACACACACACACACACACACACACACACACACACACACACACACAACUUGUCUACACGGCGUGCUGGCUGGCUGCUUCUCUGCCAGUUACAUAUGUGUGGCACUCAGAGUGGCCAACAGGGACACACCACCGACCGACCGGGCUUCUCCUCCUGAUGAUAAGAGUCGACGUUGACGUCAGAGACUGGCCCCAUGAAUAUUGAUGUUGGAGGAUAGUCCGUUUCAUAGAAGAACAGAAGGAAGCAAGAUGGCGGCCCUUUAGGAUUUGUUAAAGAGGAGAUCCAGACGGUUUGUUGGAAUUUCUACACAGUGGAGGGACGUAAAAAGAGGACGCACAGAGGGCAGCCCUGUGGAUGGACUCAGAGCAGGCCAGAUGGAAACAGAAAAGGCCAGCCAGGAGACGGAAGAAAGUCUGAUACUAGCACAACUCAGCGCCGCCACUCAACCAGACAACCUGAUCACCGCCAAGCUCCAAAAUGGCACCCAGUCGCCGGAAGGAGCCCAUCAGCAGAUCAACGGGGAUGGAAACUGGAACCUUUACAACAAGGCAGGGGUCAUCAACCCAAUGAAGAGACACAGGGAGAACUGCAGCAGUCCUGCCGGAGUGCAGGGACUGUUCGACCAAGGCUCUUAUAACAUGAUCAAUGGCGGGGAUCUGAAGCAUGCGCUCUGUGACCAGUCCUUACUGGGCCUUCACCAGGCCAAGAAACUCAGAUCGGAUUUGGAGAUUAAUGGAGGGGAUGGAGAGGAGAUGUGGGACAAAAAGGAUGGUGGGGACAUCAUGGACGAUUUCCCGGAGUUGACAAAGCCUGGGGAGUUUGACUGCGAUGGGACAAGACUGGAUAAGAGAAACUGUAAUACUUUCUCAAACGGAGGGGAUAUUUUCUCACUAUCGAGGAACAAGCAAAUAGCUAACGGUGCUACAGUGAGCCCCAAUUCCAUUGAAGGCACACCUGGUGACCUUCUAGAGAAAACUCUGUCUCAGUAUUACCCAGAACAAGUGUCCAUCGCAGCACAGACGGGCGUGCAGGAGUUUCAACCGGAGGUGGGGUUGGUCGACGACAUUAGCUCACUCACCAACGAACUCCCUGAACUGCCCGAACAAGUCACGACGCAGUCACCUACCUCUCUUACCUCAGGGUUCCCUCCCAUUUCAGCCCAGAUGCCUGCCUCUGAGAAACAUCAGCUGACUGGGGUAUCAGACCCUAAAGGGCAAGGCAGCAAUGGAUAUAACAACUCAGCCGCCCCGUAUAUUGUGAAUGGGUAUUCUAACAGUUACAGAGGAGAGCACCCGCAACAGCAGCCCGCUGACGGCUCGCAACAUCAGAACAACCCAGAGGGCAUUUACAGGAAACCUAACCAGGAGUUUAACCAUCAGAACUCUUUCCCGAGCCCUCUAGAGCAGAGCACUCCGCUGCAGACAAAAGAGGCCAUUGGGUUCGGCCCCGGCCCUUUCCCCAGCACAGGCAUGGGGCAGAGUGAGGGGAGGCGCCGGCAGCAACAGUAUGGGAUGCAGCAGCAGCAACAGCAGACAGGAAACCCCUGUGGAGCUGACUCUACGGGCCCCCAGGGCUCCAUGGGCCCAGCCUCCCUGCCCAGUAGCAGUGAGCCUGGACCCCAACGCUCCCAUCAAAACGGGAUGAUGAAAGACACAACCCAGCAGCAGCAGAGAGGAGGAGCAGAUCCCGGUUGCCCUAAUUCCCAGAUGGGCUGGAUAGAUCUAAACUCCCGGGGUCAGAUGCUGGAGCCCGACUCAGCACGGAGGUUCCAGACGGGGGGACAAAGCUUCGACGUAGGACCCACCGGAGGGGCCUACCAGCAACAGCAGCCGCGGCCGGCCCAGUCUCCUCACCAAGCGUCUCCUGCCCAACACAACACUGCCCCAGAGUGGCAGCAGCAGGCCGACUCUAAAGGCCCAUCUCACAUGCACCAACAACAGUGUAAUCUUCCUCCUCAACAGCAGCCACAUACACAACACAUGCAUCAGCAGCAGUGUAAUCUUCCUCCUCCUCAACAGCAGCAGCAGCAGGGGGAGAAUUGUUUUCGAGCCCCCAUGCAGCCAGAGCACUUAUGCGAAGGCGACACAGAUCUAGAGGAAAUACUAUCACCUAGCUUUUUGCAGCCGCCACAACGUCCACAACAUCAACAGCAGCAGCAGCGCCCGCUGUCCCAUCCAUCUCAGUACGACGGACAGCAGUCGGUCAACGCACCCCAGUCACAGGACCCCAACCAGGGCACGAUGGACGGUCAACAGCUGCUGAACAAACUCAAGCUGGAGGACUACAUCAGGCUAGAGAAGAAGCUGAAAUCCCCUGGUGGAGGCUACAGAGGUCAGGGUGGUCAACCUCAGCCUGGGCACCAGCAGCAGAUACAGUCUAUGAUGAGAAACAACCCUGGGUACAAUCCUGUAGACCCCUCUCAGCCCAACGACGCACAGCAGUCCCAGCAGGCGUCAUGGAGACACAGCAGCAGUAAUACCAUGGAGAUGGAGAUGGAGCUGGAGAUGAAGCAGCAACAACAACAGCAGCACCAACAACAACAGCAGAGGCAGUACACUCCAAGCCCCGGACCCAAGCAAUACUCCCACCAGCAGCAGCAGCCGCCCCACCUCCGACAACCACACCCCAACCACAUGGACUUCCCCCUUACCCAGACCCCCCCACAACCGCUACCUCACUUACCACACGGUGCUUUAAACCAGCAGGUGUCUGCACAGCAACAGCAGAUUUAUCCUAAAAUGGAGCAGAAUCAGCAGGAGUCUUGUGCCCAGUUCCAGAGGGGGGGGCCUCCACCCCUGGGACACGGGGGCCCCCAGGGGGACUUCCAGAGGCACGCGGCCCUGCGGAUGCAUCUUCUACAGAGGCAGUCUGAGCGGGAGUCUCUGGGUCCCCCUCAUCCACAGACCCCUGUAGAUUUCAAGCACGGCGUCCGGCCCAUCAAGAUGGUGAAUGGGCCGCGGUUCGAACACCCUCACCACCAAGGGCCUGGACCACCUCCCUUGAUGCAGCAUCAACAGCAGGGCCGGGAGAUGGGUAUGGUAGCGGGGGGCAUCCAGGUCAAGCAGGAGUACAAUCCACAGCCCCAGACGUCGUGCUGCGGUGAGCGGAGCCAGAGCAGCUCCCAGCGGAGCAUCCUAGCCACCAUGGAGCAGACUCUCAGACAGUAUCAGCUUUCGCCAGUCUUUGACAGGAAGUCCCUCGUCAUCAGGUCACCGAACAAGGUCAAGGUGGAGCAGUCUGGCGCUGUGACGGUGCUCUCGACCCACGCAGACCUGGACGGUGGGUCGGGUGGGAUGGAGGACAUGGGGAUGGGGCGCCCUGGCUCCAAUGGGCUGAAAAGACCCCACCUAGACUUCACCCCCAAGCAGGAACCCCUGCUCCAGAGUUUUAUGAAUUCCCCCAUGAAACUCUUGGAUACUCCCAUUAAAAACCUAUUGGAUACUCCUAUCAAGACCCAGUAUGAUAUCCCUUCCUGCCACUGCAUGGAGUCCAUCAGUGAGAAGGACGAAGGGCCGUAUUACACUCACCUGGGCUCCGCUCCGAAUAUCAAGGCCAUCCGUGACAUCAUGGAGACAAGGUCUGGGCUAACUGGCAGUGCCAUCAGGAUUGAAAAAGUGGUGUACACAGGCAAAGAAGGGAAGAGUACACAGGGAUGCCCCAUUGCUAAAUGGGUGAUCCGGCGCGGCAGCGUGGACGAGAAGCUCCUGGUGCUGGUGCGUGAGCGGGAGCGCCACAAGUGCGAGGCGGCGUGCAUCGUGGUGAUCAUCCUGAUCUGGGACGGCAUCCCCACCACCAUGGCAGACCAGCUCUACAUGGAGCUCAGCGACACUCUGACGAGACACGGAGCCCUCACCCAGCGACGAUGUGCCAUCAACGAGGAGAGGACGUGUGCGUGCCAGGGGCUGGACCCAGAGGCUUGUGGCGCUUCCUUCUCCUUCGGCUGUUCCUGGAGCAUGUACUACAACGGCUGCAAGUUUGCAAGGAGCAAAAUCCCACGCAAAUUCAAGCUAACUGGGGACGACCCGAAAGAGGAAGAAAGGCUGGAGCAAAAUCUUCAGAAUCUGGCAACCCUAAUGGCCCCCACAUACAAAACCCUGGCACCAGAUGCCUAUCAAAAUCAGGUGGAACAUGAGCAAAGGGCGCCAGACUGCCGUCUGGGAAAGGGGGAGGGGCGACCGUUCUCCGGGGUCACCGCCUGUAUGGACUUCUGCGCUCACGCUCACAGAGACCUCCACAACAUGCAGGGGGGCAGCACUGUGGUGUGCACGCUAACCAAGGAGGACAACCGCCAGAUCGGGAAGAUUCCGGAGGACGAGCAGCUCCAUGUGCUGCCCCUUUACAAGGCCUCACCAACGGAUGAAUUUGGCAGUGCAGAGGGCCAGCAGGAGAAGAUCAAGACGGGCGCCAUCCAGGUGCUCAAUGCCUUCCGCCGCCAGAUCCGCAUGCUCUCCGAGCCUGCCAAGUCCUGCCGGCAGAAGAAGCUGGACGCCAAGCGGGCUGCCGCAAGCAAGAAUGCCGGGGGACCGGACACGCCUUCGAAGGCAGAGAAAGCCCUACAGGCCAAGCUGAAAUCUAGUAGCACUUAUGAGAGCAUAGCUCAGAGCACUCCUGGGACAGGUCCAAAUCCAGGCGCCAUGGGAACGACCCCCCAGCCACCAGGUCAGCCACCAGGUCACCCCCUCGGCACCCACCUCCAGCAACUCCAGCACCAGAACGCCCUUCACGCCUUCCCUGGAUCCCCCCAUCCAGCCAGCCCCUACGCCGGCUUCCCCAACCACCCUUUUCAAAGCACUUCCAAGCCAGGUAGCAUGUACCCCCAGCCACCAGCCUCAGCAAGCCCUUACCCCUCCCCUUUGCACAUACCCACCUCUUACAUGAAUGGGUCGAAUCCACCAAGCUCUUAUCCCAGCCCCAUGACUCCAGGUAGUCCCUACCCGGGUUACCAGUGUAACGGAGGUUCGCCCUUAGACAACUACCACCCUUACUACACCUCGAACCCAAAGCACCUGGACAUGUACCGGCAACAGAGGCCAGGAGUGCUUUACCCCGACAUGCAGCAGCAGUAUGGUGCGCACCAACGCUAUGGGGUCAACUACCCUCCGCAGUAUGGUGAGCCCGGUUUACAGAUCAAUGGUUACAGCAACUGUAGCAGCAUGAGGUCUGGCAUCCACCCCAUGAGCCCCUACGGUCCCCCCUCGUACGGUCCCAACGGUGCCCCCGAUGCCCAAUACCUGGAUGCGCUCUCCAGGCCGCCCUCAGCCCACCACCCAGGGCUGGAUUAUGCAGCAGCAGUAAGCAAAGGCAAUCAGUUUGGUGGGUACCCCAAUCCCUACCUCUCCCAGAGCACCAAAAUGUUCCCCCCGGGCGGCCCCCAGGACCCUUUCUGUAUGCAAGUCAAGACCGAGAUGGGUCUCCAAAGCCCGUGCAUGACACCCACGCAACCAGGUUUCCCAGGGCUCCCCAACGAACACCUGCACGGGGGUUCCCCCAUGAUCAAGCAGGAGCCCAGGUCGGGUCCGCCAACGCCCACCACACCCAAGGAGAAGCCGGCCAUGUGGUCCGACAACGAGCACAACUUCCUGGAUCCGGAGAUCGGUGGGGUGGCUGUGGCGCCCAGUCAUGGCUCCAUCCUCAUCGAGUGUGCCAAGCGGGAGAUGCAUGCCACCACGCCACUAAAAAACCCCAAACGCAACCACCCCACUCGCAUCUCCCUGGUGUUUUACCAGCACAAGAACAUGAACGAGGCGAAGCACGGCCUGGCGCUGUGGGAGGCCAAGAUGGCCGAGAAGCAACGGGAGAAGGAUGAGGACGCCGAGAGGACCGGGGCCGAGGGCGCCACAGUGACGCCCAGCAAGAGCACUAAGAAGGGAGCGAAGAGGGAGCACCCGGAGCUGUCAGAGCAGCAAGGGGAGCCGCCGUACAAGCGCUUCAUCCAGACCCUCAUGGAGAGGUCCAUGUCGUGCACCACAAACACCUACGUCAACACGUCACCCUACGCUUUUACCAAGGUCACAGGGCCGUACAGCCGCUUCAUCUAGACAAGAGAUAUUCAUACUGUUCUGUAGGGUUCACUCACGAGGAAUAACACUGAGAAUUAAAACUCACGGUGCUACACUGACGGUGCUAUCUUAAAACCUCAAGCUGAAGCACCACUAGCCUCAAAACACAGAGCAUCCUCUCUCUCCUGACUGCAAGCAACAGUGUCAGAAGAACACACAGCGUGGGUGGAGAAGGAACUUGAUCAGUUGGAAGUCGUACCAUGUUAUAGAGUACAUCAGGUUUGUCACCUCUUGAAAGUUCGGACCUUACCGAUUGGUUGGUUGACCCCCCUCUACUAAGGAAGUCUUGAAAGUUCGGACCUUACCGAUUGGUUGGUUGACCCCCCUCUACUAAGGAAGUAUUUAUUGUCUGGUUACUUUUACAAGAUACACACUGUUAACGUUUCUCGGGUGCUUUGCAGGUCCAGUACAUCAGGACUUCUAUAUUUACUGGAAACAAUGUUUCUUUUGGUGGCUUUAAUUUUCUAAUUAAGCGUUUAAACAUAGUUUUUUAUAUAUAUAAUCUUGACAUACUGUAAAAAAACACUGAACUUUGUGGACACACCACAUUAACGGUGCUAAAAGUGGAGUGUGUCUUUAUGAUACCGUUUUGUUCAAACGUCUUCAUGUUUGAACCAAAUCAGUUUGCAUAGAUAAACGCGUUUCUCCAGAUGAUUUGUGUGAAAAUGGAUGAAACUGAAAAUACUGUACAAAAUCGACAAAAUAUCAGCAAAAAAAAAGCACUUUUGAUAUUGAAGGUGAAAUAUUUUGAUAAUACCUUCAGAUCAGAUCAUUGGUGCAAAAACGUCUACAGUUACAACAAAGGAAUUAUUUUCAAGACAUGAAAUUGAUAGAUUUAUCACAAAAACUUGAUUUAAAUUACUGUAGCCUACCUGUAUAACAGUAAGAAUAUCAUGCCAAUCGAAUUUGUACAUUUUACUUCCUGGUGCUUUCAGUUUCACAAUUGUUACCAUGUCCUUUACAUUGUAAAUGGAGCCAUUCUAAAAGGGUGCAUUUUUAGACGGUAAUGUUUGAACAACAAAACAUGUGAUUCUGGCAUAUUCUCUCAAGGGUUAUUUACUUUGUCAGCAACUGUUUCAGAGUUCUUGACCACAGGUUCACAGAAAAAAACUGAAUUGUGCAUAUAUUACGUGUUGUCAUGCGACUGUUGUGUUUUGUGAACAUGUUCCUUUACCUUUCUUUGGUGUAGGACAUGAAACAGGGUUAGCUCAAAUGUCAGUUUCACGGUUUCGAAGGCAGCUGGCUUGCUGUGGUUGAUCUUUAAAUAAUUGUAAUCUAGUUGUACGAUAAAAGAUUAGAUUUGUACAGUAAAUUAAUUACUCUUUUUUUUAACGCUUUAGGAUUUGAGUGUUGUAAAGAAAAAGUUAUAUUUCUUUGGGUUUGAACUGAUUUUAAUGACAUAUGGUGCUACUCAACCUGCUAUGUGAACACAUAAUGUGAGACCCUAAGGGCGUUGAGAAGGCUAAUGAAUGAUGUACAGUUAAAGUACCUACUUGCCAUAUACCUCAGAACUAGUUUGGCAAUAUUACAGGAGCAUGACACAAAGGCAUUUCUUUCUCCUUCCUUUGUUGUCACUUUCAAAAAAAAGUUAACUACAAUAACAGACUUCAGGCCACCACCAAGGCUGAGUUCAUUGCUUACUGCUUUCUUCAUGCUCGAUCUACUAGGAAGAAUUACUUGAACUUUAAGCUUUGAUAUAAUAGCAAAAUCAGGGAUAUUUCAACUCAUUUCUGUACAUUCAUCUAGUUUUCCUCUCAUUCAGCGAUUUGCCUCCAUCUUGAAUCCCAAUGAAUUACUUAAGAGUACCAGUCAGAAGUUUGGACACACCUACUCAUUCAAGGGUUUUUCUUUAUUUUUAUUAUAUUCUACAUUGUAGAAUAAUAGUAAAGACAUCAAAACUAUUGAAUAACACAUAUGGAAUCAUGUAACAACCAAAAAAAGUGUGAAAAAAAUCAACAUAUAUUUUAUAUAGCCACAAUUUGCCUCGAUGACAGCUUUGCACACUCUUGGCAUUCUCUCAACCAGCUUCAUGAAGUAGUCACCUUGGAAUGCACUUCAAUGAACAGGUGUGCCUUGUUAACAAUUGUGGAAUUUCAAUAUUAUGAUAAGAACAGCUCAAACAAGGAAAGGAAAAUGACAGUCCAUCAUUACUUUAAAACAUGAAGGUCAGUCAAUCCGGAAAGUUUAUUCAAGUGCAGUCGCAAAACCAUCAAGCACUAUGAUGAAACUGGCUCUCAUGAGGACCGCCACAGGAAAGGAAGACCCAGAGUUACCUCUGCCGCAGAGAAUAAUUUCAUUAAGAGUUACCGGCCUCAGAAAUUGCAGCCCAAAAAAAUGCUUCACAGAGUUCAGGUAACAGACACAUCUCAACAUCAACUGUUCAGAAGAGACUACAUGAAUCAGGCCUUCAUGGUCAAAUUGCUGCAAAGAAACCACU
This is a messenger RNA of Oncorhynchus mykiss (rainbow trout), 9003 nucleotides long. The record is from RefSeq and is a predicted model, not a curated record. Lineage: Eukaryota; Metazoa; Chordata; Actinopteri; Salmoniformes; Salmonidae.